AUGGGGAAACAUACUAAAUUUAAUCAAAGCGACGACGAGGAUGAGAAAAGAGAUGAAAAAGUGGUGAAGAGGGAGAGAACGCCGGAAAAGUCGAAACAUUCGUCAUCACGCAGAGAUAUCGAACGUGAUCGUUCACCGCAUCAGCGCAAUCGCGAUCGUGACGAUUACAAAGAAAGACGCAGGGAUGAUCGUAGAGAUGAUUACAGACGAGAUCGUGACUACAAACAGGACAGAGGAAAUCGCCUCAGUCAGGAAGAAAUCAAAGCUCAAAGGAAGGCACUAUGGGGAAAUAAGUCUAAAACAACGGAUGAAGCUCCAGAAGAAGGCUCCUCAGAGGGAAGCUCGAAAAUUGUAGCGAAAAAUGAAAAGCUAUGGUCUUCUGCAAUUGCCGCUACGGGUGUGGAUGAUUCGCAAGCCAACAAAUUUAUGAGAUUAAUGGGCGUCAAAAGUGCACCGAAACCGGAUAAGGAUGAGAAGACCCUGUCAGAAGAAAAGAAUCGCCAGAAAAAGAUGUUCGCCGAUCUCGACCGACAGUUCGAAAUGGCUCGUGAGUCGACACACACGGCUCGCGGAAUUGGGCUUGGUUUCCAUUGA
Caenorhabditis bovis is the source of this 594-nucleotide messenger RNA. Lineage: Eukaryota; Metazoa; Nematoda; Chromadorea; Rhabditida; Rhabditidae. The record is from the annotation of a GenBank genome assembly.